AUGUCGUUAGUUGCAUAUGGAAGCAGCGGCGAAGAAAGUGACUCGAGCGAUUCGGAGGAGGUUCAAAGCUCUCGUGUUUCUAAAGAACUGAUAAUUACAAAUAAUGAUGGCCAGGAAGAUGGGGAAAAGCUUACCUCCACUGGAGAAGGAAGAGAAGAGGAGAAUAAAACGGGUUUAGUUCUGCCGUCGCCCAAACAACUCAGUGAAACUUCAAAUUCUGUCAAAAGCAAGGGAAGCUUUAGCUUAUCAUCGUUUCUUCCUAAGCCCAAAAACAUCAGCAAUCGUGAGAAGGAGAGCACAGAUACUUCAGAUGAAAAACCUUCAAUCAGCUCAUCAGCGAUGAUGGAUGAUGAAGAGGAGAUUUUAGAGAUCGAAGAAGACUAUGAGCCUAUUGUAAAACGAACCAAAAAGAUUCAAUCAACUGAAAUUGAGGAUAAGCCAAAGUCUGUUGGAAGUUUGUUUUCUCUUCUCCCUUCUCCCUGGCAAGCUGAAAACUCUUGGUUAAAAUCUGCUAACCCUAAAGUAAAGGCAAAGAGUAAACAGACUACGUCUGAAGAGAGAGGUUCCAAACAACCUGUCAAAAUUGCUAUUCCCAUUGCCCCAAAGGUAAGACAAACAGAGAUUGCAAGUAGUGUUUAACGGGGUAUUAACAAUGAUACUACUAUGAUUUCAUACCAGCUUGAUCUUAUCUGGGUUCUUUUGGCUCUGUAUUUGCUUACACAAUUCCAGCAGAAAUGCUAGUAUCACUGCAGCCAUGCUGGGACAAGUUCAUUUUAUUCCCCACUUCCUUGCGAAGUUGAGAUUAGUAAGUUUUUCGUCGCAGUAUGGAAAGUUUUACUGGUAUCAUGCAAAUGCAGGGAAUGACUCAUUGUACAAUGAAUUUAGACCCCUGACGGACUGUUUUGGUGACCACAUGCAUGAAGAUAUUUUUAUCAUUAGAUGAUGCCUGGAUAAUGCCCUAAGUGACCUCUGAUAAAAUGCUAGGCUCUUCUUUCCAUCACCUUGUAUACAUGUAUAUAUACACACUUGAUAAUCAAAAGAGAAUUUGUAAUUAGAUCAGAAGUUACUUGGGACCUUGAUUUUGUGCACCCCUUCAUUUAAUCCAAUGAAGUUGGAAAGUCGCUGCAGAUUUGAUCUGGUAUAACAGAUGAUGUAGACUGCAAAACAGUCCUUAUUUUUGCGUAUUCAAGUAAGCGCGAGCAGUCAAACAAAAGGUCUGGAACGAGGCUGAAAACAGAGAGUGAGACUGGGGAGAGACGCUAAAAAUACUACUACUACUACUACUACUACUACUACUACUACUACUACUACUACUACUACUACUACUACUACUACUACUACUAAUAAUAAUAAUAAUGAAGGUCGAGGUAAGUGUUAUCAGCCGAGCUGAAGGCCGAGGCUGAUAACACUUACCGAGACCUUCAUUAUACCAGAUAUCACAAAAACCUUAUCCAACAAUGAUAUUGUUUAUUGACCUUUAUUAUUCAUUGUUGGAAAUCAUGCAUUGUGCGUGCAACCAAUAGAUUAGUUAGUUAUCUGCUAGUGCUGAUUUCCAAACUUAACUGUAGCCAAUGAGAAGAUAGAUAUACCUAAUUGCACGCGAAAAGAGAUAAUAAUUACUUCAAGAGAUAGUUAAACUUUCUAUUUUCCUUUGUGUUUUUAAAUUAUUUACAAGUUGUGUACAGUUAAGGGGUAUUCCAUUUAUUGUACAACAAUAUACAUACUUUUUAAUAAACAGGAUGAGUAGAUCUAGUCAGCUUCUGAGGUUAUCAUUUAUAGGACCAGGGAUAUAGUUCCACGUGGCAAAAUGGAAAAUAUUUCAACUUACAAUGCAACAAUAAGAAUUUAAUAAUGGCUAUUUUUACUUUGAUUAUCAGACUGAUUCAGAUGAUGAAGAUGAUAGUCCUGCUGCAAAGAAAAUCAUACCAUCAAAGGUAACGCACUUUAAAUGAAUGACUAGUGUUCGUGGAUUCCAGGGGGAGAUUUAAAGUUCCAAGUGGAGAGAUAAAUUUUUGUCACUUUUUGUUAACUUCAAUACCCUUUAAGUCCCAAUAGUGACCCAGGGAGAGGGUUUUCAAUAAGAGCUGGUGGCUGGCAAAAUUCACCUGGCUAUUUCACGUGAAAUCACCGCCUAUUUUUCUAUGGAAAUUAUCCCAGUUUAAAUACAGUAUUUAUGACAGUGCUGUCACUGGAUAAAAAAGCUAAAAUUUAAUGAUGUCUGUGUUCCAUUCAAACACUUUAAUUUUUGCUCCAGAAUGCUAAAAAUGCAUUCUAAGAGGCCCAGAUUUUAAAAUUUUUCCAGAAACUCAUGCCUUCAGCACUCACAAGUCGUGCCUUUGUGGCAAGUUUUUUCUUUCUCUGCAUACUCCAGAGCUUUUGCCACCUACUUAAAGUCUUAUUGAAAACCCUGGUGACCAACAUCAAUUUUCUCCUAACAACAUCAGUAAAUCAUCAGAGAGGAAAGGUUAUGAGAAUAAUAAUAAAAAUAUGAUCAGCAUUAACAAAAAUGCUAGGAAAUGCAUGAAGAUCAGUUUGGAGAAAUUAUAUGAUUGUGGAUAUUGGGGAAUUACUACAUGUAUACAUUUUAUGUUUGUUUAUUUUUAGGAAGGAUCUGGUCUUAAGUCACUUCUUCCUAAACCAAAGCACAGCAUCACAAUGAAAGCUGAUAACCCAAACAAGCCCUCAGUGAAAUUAGCCAGUAGACCUUUGAUACCUCAUACACUCACUAAGAAAGCAAAAGCUGCAGAGAAAAUGCCGCAGAAAACAGCUAAGGUGUUAAACCAGGUAGAAGGUGCUAUAAGUGAUGAUGAAGAUGAACCAGUUAGUUUCUUUACAUUCAGUGAUAAAACUGAGAGCUUAAUAGAUGAAAAGACUGAAACCAUCCAAAGUCAAGAUGCUAAGAGCAGCUCUGCUUUAAAGGUUCAUGAGCCAGUUCAAGAAAUUUCAAAUCAGGCUGUGACCUCAUUUUCGGUUGGCGAGGUGCCCUCUACUUCACCUACAUUUCAAGGCAGUGCCGGUUUGACUGAGUCAAAGCAGCAAGUGAUGGAGGUGCCUAGUUCACAAGUAGAUUUUGGAAGUGGAGAAAGCUUCAGUUCAGGGGAAUUAGAGACAAAGACUUACUAUUAUGAACAACAACCUGCACAGAAUCAGCAGUAUCCAGGCUAUUCUGCUAAUGAUUAUGUAAGUAUUAGGUGACAUACAUUUAAUGCGCCAUCUCUAAUAAUAAAUAACAGGGUUCCUUUUAUUCCACUCCUCCCCAACCCCCAUAUGUCCAAGUUUGUACCCAGCUGCAAAAUUGCAAAAAAUUGGAGAAAUUGCAAAAUUUGCUAAAAUGAAUAAUAAUCCAAGUGUUAGAAGAAGGAGAAGGGUGCUCAGCAAAAACUGCAAUUUUUUCAAAAAUUUCAAAAAAUUGAGGAAAUCGCAAAAUUUGCUAAAAUUAAUAUAUUCAUGUGUUAGAGGAGGUAGAAGGGUGCAAGACAAAAGCUGCGAUUUCAUUAAUGUGACAAAGAAGUGCGAAAAAUCGCAAGUAACCUGAAAAAUCGUCAGACUUGGGAUUUUUCGCAAUUUUCGCAACUGGCUUUCAAAAAAUCGCCAACCUUGCGAUUUUUUCAAGAUGUGAAUUUCAAGUUCUAUAUUAAGGUUGUCCACACCAUAGCUAGUAGAGGAAUACUACUAACUAUGUCUAUACCAAGACAGAAUCCAUCUCAAUGCAUGUACAUAUAUAACCGAAAUGUGGAAGGUUUGUUACAAUAAGGCUAGAGUUUCUCAAAGUCCUUCCGUUCUCAUUUCCGGUUCCGGUCCUCCGACUCGCUUUUGCCACAGAAAACAUAAAAAAUCUACCGCUCGCGCUUCACGCUCGUGAAAAGAAUUGAGCUUUACUUUUAGGCAAGUCUACAAUAAGGUUUAAAGCCAUUAAAAGGCUGGUUAACACGGUUGAUGCAAAGCGAACUAAAAAGAAAACACAAACAAACCCACAUAUGAACUACAUGUUUGUCAACAUAAAUUCAAGCACCAACAUGGCACUAGCUAUCUGGGGAUGCUCAGAUGUGCAAGGUUAUCCUGCUCGGCCAAGUGCUCGGGUUUAUGUUGGACAUGAAACAUCCCUCAUUCUAGGCUUGAUUACCUGCCGUUGUUCGGGGAAAGAGCCCGCAUUCCUUCUCGGGGAGGAGGAGGAUCGGACUCGAGAAUUUGGCAGAAAUGAAGCCUAUCCGUGCAAUAUCUUUUCACUUGUCAACCAGCCUGGGAACAAUGAUGUCACAUUUACAAAAUUUUCAACUCCUUUUUUCCAGCAAUAUUACAGCCACAACACUGGUUAUUAUGGCCAAGAAUCAGAAGCCUAUACAUACACUUACCCCACAGGCACCCCAGCACAGGAGCAAACCCAGUUGCAAGAAACAAAUAAUAUUGAUCUAGAAAAGGUCAUGGUAUAUAUUGAAUGUUGUGUUAUGUUGUUGUUUAAAUUUUGUUGGCAUUUUUCCUUGUUGCUAGCCUGCAUGUAGUUGUCUUCCUAGUCAUUCUUUAGAAGUAGGAGUAGUCUCUAAUCCACGGGCUAUUAGGGAGUUUAAGCAACGGCGUUUUUGAGCCACGAACAUCAACCGGAAGUGGACUUUUUGCACUCCUCGGCCGUGAUUUUAAAUAAAUUCUUGGGCAAAUUGUCUCUGUAUGAGUAAAGACAAUACAAAUUUGGUAGCAUCAGGGUAUAUUAAAAGAGAAAAAGGAUCACUUCCGGUCAACCUGCAUCGCUCCAAAACGUCGCUGCUUAAACUCCCUAUUAUUUUGUUUCAAACGUUGUUUUCACUAACUCAGUCAUAAUUUUUAUAACAAUUUAUUGUAUGAUUUUCUUAGUUACACAAACUCAAAGGGAAGAGAAAUCGCCACGAGGAAAUUAACAUUGUUGAUGUUAAUGCUGACGAUCAGAUUGGCAACUCUGCUGAAAUGGUGGCGAAAUAUGGCACAGAGGAAGUAGCCCAUCGACCUUCACGGGUAAAGGGUUGUUUAUAUAUAUCCUGAUUUAGCUCGGCAUUACUUUAUUUGUACACAUACCGUAAAAUUCCGAAAAUAAGCCCCGGGGCUUAUAUUUUUCAAAGCCCCUUUUUGAGGGGCUUAUUUUUGGAGGGGCUUAUAUUCGGAGGGGCUUAUCUACGGAGGGGAUUGGGCUAGCCUUACAGUUGGAAUGAAAUUUACCAUUUUUGCUUUGUUUUACUUUGUAUUUGAGGGCAAUUUCCAAGUACAAGCCGCCCGGGGGGCUUAUAUUUGGAGGGGCGAUUUAACGGAGGGUUUUUUGCAGUAUGAGUUUGGGGGGCUUAUAUUUACAUACGUACUUUAUUGUUACCUCACCAAAGGGGCUUUUCAGAAUUUGGAGGGGCUUAUACAUGGAGGGGCUUAUUUCCGGAAUUUUAUAGUAGUUUGACUGUUUCAUGUAAUGAUUCGAUAGGUGGGGAGUCCUAAUAACUCGACGGACGUCUCUAUUUAUAAGAAAGGUCUUCCACUGUUUGCACAAGGGUAUAAGUUCAAAGUAUAAUUAUGAAAUUGCUCCACUUCAUUUAAUGUUAAAGUAGCUAUGUCACGCUAUUUGUUAUCUUUUUGAAGAGCUAAAAUGUGUCUCCACAUCAGUUGAAUUCUAAAAAUAAUGGUCUGGUUUCGUUAUUUAAGACUAUUUGUAGGCAUUGAAACUGUUUCCUGUCGUCCGUUGCCACGGAUAGCAAGGAUGGACAUGGAUUGAAACUUGAAAAAGUUGAGCCAACUUUUUCAAGUUUUAAUUCUAUGCCAGCAAAAAUCGCCCAAAAAGAUUAUGAGUAUUAUGGUCUGGGUAGUGCCCAUUGAUGAGAUUUGUUUGAUAUCUUCUUCACAACUUUACUGGAGAAUUUCGUGUAUGGGCACAGGCGGCCCAAGCUCAGUGUGAGAGUUUAAUCAUUAAUACCUGUGGUUUCGUAUUGAGUACUCCUUAAAAUGGCCGUCCGUGAGCAUAAAGGAUUUUGGGAAUUCAGGUAAAAGAUUCCUUAAAAUGGGAUGAACAUAAAGGGUUUGUAUGGGAAUUCAGGUAAAAGAUUCAAGAAUACAGAUACUCGCUAGAAUUUUCCAUAAAAUACACCUUACCUUAGUUAUUCUACUUGUUUUUGCUUGCUGUGCGGUUAUUUUCCCGAUCUAUUGCGAUUUAAGCGAUUUUCCGUUAACCCCGAGUAACAACGCAGCAAGCAAAAACAAGUAAAGUAAAUAAGGUGUAUUUUAUUGAAAAUUUUAGAGAGUAUUUAUAUUCUUGAAUCUUUUACCUGAAUUCACAUACAAAUCCUUUAUGUUCACGGCCAUUUUAAGGAGUACUCAAUAUGAAACCACCUGUAUUAAUGAUUAAACUCUAAAACUGAGCUUGGGCAGCCUGUGGUAUGGGUAAGGGCACUAAGUAAUGACUCCAAUACAGAAUUGACCUAGACAACAAUAUUGACAGCAAUAUUGACAGCAAUAUGCUGUUGACAUAUCCCCAUACCGGUAAAUCUGUCUAACGAAUGUGAAUGAUAUUUUAUUGCAGAAAAAGAAGGACAUGCCUACAGCUCAACAGAGGAGAAAGCAUCAAAUAACUUACCUAGCCUAUCAGGUAAGUCGCGUUUGCCACGUGGAGGGUAAAUUUCAGGACAAACAUUCAUUAAUUUUUACUUCCAUUAAAUCCUGUCUUCUUUAUAAUUACAACCGUCGUUGAAAAUAAAUCCAACGAUCUGGACGAUAGCGAUUGUAAAUAUCAAGUCGAUGAUCGCCGCUUUUGCUAUGAUUGUUGUAGAGCUGCUGUACGUCAUAAUCCCCACCGCUCACCGAAUUUUCUUUUCAACGAUCAUAUGGAAACCAGGCUUUACAAGGAUCAAGAGAGGCCCUUGCCCUACACUUUUUUGGCAAUUCAGGCGAAAAAAUUGAAUAUUAAAUACACACAAGGAUGCAAGCUACUAUAACACAAUUUCUUAUCAUCCCCUGUUAUUCUCGAACAGGUCCUUGUUAGUCAACUAAUGGGGAACCCCAUUACUACGACCAAAUGACCGAAUGUUUUUUUGUGCCCCAGUUAUUCCUCGCUGACAUUGUCGUAUGAGACACUGAAAAAACCAUGAAACUGUUUCCUUUCAAAGUCCCUAAGCAGGGGAUAGCAGUGUAGUGUUUGCGAGAAACUAACUUUGUUUUCUUUUUAAUCCCAGGCUAAAGAAAGGGAGUUCGAGCUACGACAACAGUGGUCUGCCAAUCGACAAACACGGAGACAGACUCAGUCAAAGUAUGGGUUUUGA
Messenger RNA from Porites evermanni, 7259 nucleotides. NCBI's taxonomy places the organism in Eukaryota, Metazoa, Cnidaria, Anthozoa, Scleractinia, Poritidae. The record is from the annotation of a GenBank genome assembly.